AUGCAUGAAUUCUUCUCCUACUCUGCGCGCAACCACUACUUCCAGUAUGCAUGGUACAAUCUGGAACUUUUGCGGCUGCUGGGAUCAACGCCGUCCGGCGGCUGCGAUGCCGCGGAAUUCCUGGAGACGGUCUCUGAGAUUGAACCCAAUGAUGCCGCAUCCUGGCAGCAUUGCUGGUUUGCAAGAGCGGAAAAGACAGAGGCUCUUGCAGAGGAAAUUGGAAAGUCGGGACAGCUGAAUCUAGCGUGCAACGCGUUUCUGCGAGCGAGUAACUACUUUCGGUGUGCUCAAUACAUGUUUCCUGUCAUGCCGGAACCAGAGCAGCGGUACCUGCUGCAGGUGUAUGAGCGCAGUAUCUCUUGCUUUGAGCGAGCGAUGGCACUGGUACCGCACAACGUGUCCAGAGUCCAGAUCCCUUAUUCCGCCGCGCCAGAUGGCCGAACGAUCCAUCUGCCAGGGUGGCUGCAUCAGCCCAGUCCCUCUCAAUGCCUACCGGGCCGCCGCAAGGUGCCGGUGCUCAUCUGUUGUGGCGGCGCAGAUUCUACGCAAGAGGAGCUGUACUUUCUGUCCGUCUCCGAGGGACCCGGUUUGGGCUACGCGGUUCUGACGUUUGAUGGACCCGGGCAGGGCCUUGUUCUCAGGAGGGACGGUGUGCCCAUGCAGCCCGCCGGAGAGGCGGUGCUUGAUGCGGUGAUCAACUUUAUCGAGUUGUAUGCUCACAACCAUCCACAAGCAGAGCUAGACCUCAACGCGCUCACCGUGACGGGCCAGUCGCUCGGCGGGUAUCUGGCUUUGCGCGGUGCGGCGGAACAUCGCAUCAAGGCAUGCGCCGCGAUCGACCCGUUCUACGACAUGUGGGAUCUGGCAAUGGCGCGCAUGCCUUCGUGGAUGGUAGCGCCGUGGGAGAAGGGCUGGAUUGGAGACUGGAUCAUCGACUGGGCCGUCAAGGCACAUGGAGCGCAAGACCUGGCGACCAAGUACCAGUUCGCGCUUGCACAGCAAAUGUUCGGCACACCGAAUGCCGGAUCCACUCUUCGCAUGAUGAAGCAGUAUACUUUCAAGUUGCAGGGCAGUCAUGGGACGAAGAAGCCAGACUACCUGGCAAGAGUGCAAUGUCCGGUGCUCGUGACAGCAGGGACCACAGAUUCAACGUCGUUCCUCCCGGAGAUUAGCAUCAAUACCAUCGUUAAAAACCUGGUGAACGUGAGCGAGAGCCAAAAGACGAUAUGGGUUGCCAAUUCGUAUGCAGAGGGGGGGGCCCAGGCCAAGUCCGGGGCAUGGCCGUUAUUGCAGCACCAGCGUACACAUGCUUUGAGCUGCUUCUACCGCUUAAUACACGGUCUUUUUGCUAAGUGCGUUUAG
Molecule: messenger RNA, 1362 nt
Organism: Talaromyces stipitatus ATCC 10500
Lineage: Eukaryota; Fungi; Ascomycota; Eurotiomycetes; Eurotiales; Trichocomaceae
Product: alpha/beta superfamily hydrolase
Exons: 2
Coding region: 1-1362 (453 amino acids)
Source: RefSeq, a predicted model, not a curated record